This is a messenger RNA of Lactuca sativa (garden lettuce), 1947 nucleotides long. Its product is annotated as glutamyl-tRNA reductase 2. The record is from RefSeq and is a predicted model, not a curated record. Lineage: Eukaryota; Viridiplantae; Streptophyta; Magnoliopsida; Asterales; Asteraceae. Gene Ontology annotation, biological process: tetrapyrrole biosynthetic process. Gene Ontology annotation, molecular function: glutamyl-tRNA reductase (NADP+) activity; NADP binding.
AACACCGAGUCAAAGAUGCCGCACCAUUUCAUGUUUAAUCAAAUUGACAGAUUCUAUUCAACUAAUCCUCUCUAUUUCUUCAACCUCCCCACAUCUACCUAAUCUGAUCUCAAUUUCUAGGGUUUGUUAAGGUCGUUGGGUCUCUCCUCUCUAUAAUGGUGGUGGUUUCUAGUCGUUUCAUCAAUUCAGCAGUUCUUCAUGAUUCCGGUUCCAAUUCCAAUUCCAACACGAUGAUCAAUCUCCAUUGUAAUUCAACCGCAUCUUCUUCUUUGCCUUAUGUAGGUUCUCGGAUUCGCGUGAAUUUUAAGCCAGUUAAUGUUAGCACAUUCAGUUCUGAUAGAAGAUCAGGAUAUGUAAACCUAAAAUGCGAGGCAGCGUCGGGUUCUGACGCGAGAUCGGAAUCGGUAUCGAAAUCGUCCAGUUUUUCAGCAUUUGAGCUUCUCAAGACGUCUGCUGCUGAAAGAUACACAAAGGAAAAAAGUGGUAUUAUGGUGGUGGGCCUUAGUUUUCACACAGCACCGGUUGAAAUCCGCGAGAAACUUUCCAUUCCAGAAGCAGAAUUGCCUCAAGUAAUUACUGAAUUAUGUGCCUUGAAUCAUAUAGAAGAAGCCGCUGUUCUUAGCACUUGCAACAGGAUGGAGAUAUAUGCAGUAGCACUCUCCCAACAUCGUGGGGUUAAAGAAAUCACUGAAUGGAUGUCAAAAAUUAGUGGGGUCCCAAUUUCUGAUAUACGUCAGCAUCAAUUCUUGCUAUACGAAAGAGAAGCCACAAAACACCUAUUCGAGGUAUCUUCAGGGCUCGAUUCCUUAGUUCUAGGAGAAGGUCAAAUUCUUUCUCAAGUCAAACACGUUGUAAAAGUGGGUCAAGGAGUCCCGGGGUUCGAUAGAAAAAUCAGCGGGUUAUUUAAGCACGCAAUCACAGUAGGAAAACGGGUCAGAACCGAGACCCAAAUCUCAUCCGGGUCGGUUUCUGUCAGUUCAGCCGCCGUGGAACUAGCCCAAAUGAAGCUUCCGGAACAUUCUUUCGCUUCUGUAAAAGUUCUAGUAGUUGGAGCCGGCAAAAUGGGAAACCUGGUCAUCAAACAUCUCAUUUCAAAAGGCUGCAAAAAGAUUGUUGUUGUGAAUAGAACCGAAGAUAAAGUGUCAAAAAUACGCGAAGAAUUUGAUAAUAUCGAGAUUGUUUAUCGACCAUUAUCGGAUUUAACCUCGUACGCGUCAAAUUCCGAUGUUAUUUUCACGUGUACGGCUUCGGAAACCUUAAUUUUCACAAAAGAUCAAGUCCGAGGAUUCCCCGUGAAUCAAAGGUUGUUUAUAGAUAUAUCGGUUCCAAGAAACGUGGAGUCAUGUGUAUCGGAUGUUGAAGGAGCUCGUGUUUAUAAUGUGGAUGAUUUGAAGGAAGUGGUGGAAUCCAACAAACGGGAAAGGUUCCGGAAGGUUGUGGAAGCUCGAUCGAUCAUUCUAGAAGAAGUGAAAGAGUUUGAAAGUUGGAAAGAUUCCUUAGAAACAGUGUCGACAAUCAAGAAACUUAGAGCAUAUGGUGAGAGAAUUAGAGCGAGUGAAAUGGAAAAAUGUUUAGAAAAAAUGGGUGGGGAAUUAUCGAAGAAAAAUCAGAAAGCGAUUCAUGAUCUUAGUAAAGGGAUAGUGAAUAAGAUUCUUCAUGGGCCUAUGCAACAUUUGAGAUGUGAUGAAAAUGAAGGUCGGGAUUUGGAUGACAUACUUGAAAAUAUGGAGGCGUUGAAUCGGGUUUUUGGGUUGGAGAUGGAGGUUUCGAUAUUGGAGGAGAAGAUCCGGUCCAAAAUGGAGAAAUUUCAGAUUUGAAUUAGUUUAUUUGAUUUAUAUUUUUUUCAUUACUAUAUUUGGUAAUGAUAAUUUUGAGGAAAUGUAAGAGUAAAAUCCACAGUGUUCUUUUGAUUUGAAUCAUGAAUAUAAUCAACAUUUUCAAAGAUCA